Messenger RNA from Chaetomium fimeti, 2000 nucleotides. Its product is annotated as glycoside hydrolase family 47 protein. NCBI's taxonomy places the organism in Eukaryota, Fungi, Ascomycota, Sordariomycetes, Sordariales, Chaetomiaceae. The transcript has 4 exons. Gene Ontology annotation, molecular function: calcium ion binding; mannosyl-oligosaccharide 1,2-alpha-mannosidase activity. The coding region runs from base 157 to 1872 and encodes 571 amino acids. Gene Ontology annotation, biological process: mannose trimming involved in glycoprotein ERAD pathway; carbohydrate metabolic process. Gene Ontology annotation, cellular component: endoplasmic reticulum; membrane. The record is from RefSeq and is a predicted model, not a curated record.
CCGAGGCGCCCGUUGGCGCCAACAGCCCGCGCGAGUUACAUGACGGACAAGGGUGGCCCAACAGCCCAAAAACCAUAAACUGCCACAGGAGACGGAAUUGCUGAACAUCUCUGGCUUGACUUCUUCCCAGACUUCCUCUCACAAACGCAAUUGACAAUGGCAGGCAGGAAAACAAAAAGCCCACGGAGACCGAGCCGGCAACCGACCCCCCCGUCACGGGUACGGUCUCCGGUGAAGUAUAUCAUUGCUGGUCUGACCGCCACCGCCGCCCUCGGAUGGGGCUUGGGUCGAUGGUAUGCCGAUAACCCGAUUGGCUUCUCACACCACGCCGCCCCUUACGUCGACUGGGAUGCCCGGCGAGAAGAAGUCAAGGAGGCCUUUAGCACAAGUUGGGAAGCAUACUCUCAGUAUGCCUGGGGCAAAGACCGGUAUCACCCCGUCUCGGGCAAGGGCUCGCAGAUGAGCCCCAAAGGCCUCGGGUGGAUCAUCGUCGACAGCCUCGACACCAUGAUGAUCAUGAACCUGACGGAGCCCCUGGCCGAGUCACGCAAGUGGCUGCACCGCAGUCUCACUUACGACCAGGACCAGGACGUCAACACUUUCGAGACGACCAUCCGCAUGCUCGGCGGGCUCCUGAGCGCACACUACCUCGCCGGCCGUCUCCCCGACGUGGCCUCGCGCCGGGACUCGAUCUACCUGACCAAAGCGGUCGACCUCGCCGAGCGGCUGCUCGCGGCCUACGAGUCGCGGUCCGGCAUACCCUACGCCAGCGUACACCUCGGCCGGAAGGUCGGGCUACCUUCCCACGCGGACGGUGGCUCGUCGUCCAUGGCCGAGGCGGCCACGCUGCAGCUGGAGAUGAAGUACCUGUCGCACAUCACCGGCGAUGAGAGGUACUGGCGCCGAGCCGAGAAGGUGAUGCAGGUGCUAGACGACAACGCCAUGGAGGCCGGCCUCCUGCCCAUCUUCGUGCAUCCCGACACAGGGCGGUUCACAACCGCCGAGAUCCGCCUCGGCAGCCGCGGCGAUUCCUACUACGAAUACCUCAUCAAGCAACACCUCCAAACCUCCGAACCCAUCUACCUCACCAUGUGGCAGGAAGCGCUCGCCGGCAUCGAGACGCACCUGAUCACCACGACGCGCCACUCGCACCUCAAGAUCGUCGCCGAGCUGCCGCAAGGCAUCGGCGGGCCCCUCUCGCCCAAGAUGGACCACCUGGUGUGCUUCCUGCCCGGCGCCAUCGCGCUGGGCGCGACGGGCGGGCACACUGUGGCUCACGCGCGGGCGGACCCCACCUGGACAGCGCGCAAAGAGACCGAGCUGGCGCUCGCGCGGGAUCUGAUGAAGACUUGCUGGGGCAUGUAUGCCGGUACGGCGUCGGGGCUGGCGCCCGAGAUUGUGUGGUUUGAUGUCGAUGAGCGGGAUUUGAGGCCGCGGCCGGGGGAUCGGGCUGGGGAUGCGGCGGCGCAGAGGGAUUCGCUGAAGGGGUGGAAGAGGGAUUUUGUCAUCAAGCCGCUGGAUGCGCAUAACUUGCAGCGGCCGGAGACGGUGGAGAGCUUGUAUGUCAUGUGGAGGGUCACGGGGGAUCCGGUGUAUCGGGAGUGGGGGUGGAAGAUCUUUGAGUCGUUUAGGGAGUGGACCAAGGCCGGGUUGGAUAGGGGGUAUACGGCGGUUGGGGAUGUGAGGACGGUGCCGCCGCCGUUGAGGGAUGAGAUGGAGAGUUUUUGGCUGGCCGAGACACUCAAAUACCUUUACCUCCUCUUCUCGCCGACGGACUUCUUGCCGCUGGAGGAGGUGGUGUUUAAUACCGAGGCGCACAUCUUUCCACGGUUCAAGAGCCAGUGGGAGACGGGGUGGGAACGGAAUAGGUGAGGGGGGUAUUGUGGUGGUGUGAUGGUGAUUUUGUAAUAUUGCGAGUUUCCCUCAUUUUGAGCGUACCGGCAAAGGACCAUCUUAAACAAAUAAUAAACUUCUGGGAAUGGAAACAAAUCAAACAUGAA